AUGGAUAGUCCCAGUCACAACAAUGGAGCAUCUAACAGAACGAACGACGCGUCUCGAGACCCGACCGAGUGUCUUGCCGAGAAAGAGUUAUUAGAAACUGCGGACCUUCGGAACCCCCUGUCAGCUCAGUCAACCAAUUCCUUUACGGGAGGAGAUGUAUGUCCUUUUUCACCAGCUGUGAAUUACUCUUUUCAUUCAGAAGACUCCCGUUCUGCAGCGCAGUCUUUCGUAAUGUCGUUGUCAUCAACGUCAUUCGCGUCCAUUGCGUCGGCGACAUGCAGCGAUGAAAAAGAGCUGAGUCCAGAGCACAAAACGGGCGACGCGUGCAGUUCGGAACACCCAACAGCCCCACAGCAGGCGAGGGCAUUGCAGGAGCGUCACCCAGAGGAACAUUCUAACCGAAACGAGAAGGGUAUACAUAAACUCUACCUGCCGGAGGCACUCACAACUAUAUCGACGAAAGGUGAUGCCUCCCUACGUGCGCCUCAACGCGUGCAGAAGUCGAAUACUCCCUUGCCUUCGAAAUUUUUUGAGACCGAUUAUCCUAUUGAAGGGCUUCUAUCUCUCUUGUUAAGGAAGGAUCAGGAGCCAGCCCGCAUGACGGGGUCAGACAACGAGAAGAAAAAUGAUACCAGUGGGCACACAUCAAUGCACAGCAACUUUGUGGCUCUCCAAGGCACAGACCCGUCUGCCGCCGGAAACAUCUUUAUGACGGGAGAUACACGCAGUGUUCGGCCGAGUCCGGCUGUUAGAUAUGAGAAUAAAGAAUGUAUAGUUAGUGAAUUUUCCCGGCUGUGGAAAGGCAACAAAUGCUUAGGACCCCAAGAGGUUUCAGAUGGGUCCGGUGGGCCGGCGCAGGAUAACAGAACCCAUAUACCAUUUUCUCUGGAUGGCACCGAAAGAGAAAACACUUUGUUCGAGAGGAGCAAAGGACUGCCCAACCCGCAUGCCAUCGUUCUUGAUGAAGAAAGCCUGUUUAAGGAUCUAGCAGCAGCCUGGGACCUUGACGUAACCGAGGAGUCGGCGGCCGAUAGGCACGGAAGGGCCGCCCGCCAUAAACAGCAAUCAGGUUCUCAUUUCGAGAAUCGCUACGGCAUGGAGCUAUGCACUUCCUCCCAAAACCUCCAUAUGACGGCAAAUUCUCCUGACAGCUGCACAUUUCCGAAUUGUGACGGAACCAAGGCUCCACCGGCAGACAUUGGCAUUCCAGAGUUUCUUGGUAGACGCCGGACUUUUCCUGGUGGAGAGGUCGGAAAAAUGGAUUUCACUCAAGACAUCAAAUAUCUCCCUUCUUGUGUAGUUAGGCAUGAAAGCAACCAAGACAGUGAUCCUCAGCGGCGUUAUAGUGGACCGUUUGCUUUGCCUCCCUUGCCUUCGGAUGAGGUUCUCAGUGCUCGUGACGUGUGGUGCUGGCACGGAACGGAAUCUUUCACGCGAGAGAUGCCUGCAGCUCCUUAUCUUGAAGGGUCUUGCAGUCAGAUGAGUUCUUUCCAAGCAGGUGAUAUUUCGGCCGAGCAAGCGACGACGCCCACAGACUUGAACACUUCGGGGAAGCAUGACACAUCGACCACUUCCAGUCGAAGUGGUGGACUGGCCAAGUACACUCUAAUUGUCAACGUGCCUCCUAUGACGACGCGGCAGGAUCUGCAUAUGACCUUUAGCGCAUUCGGCAAGGUCGAGCUUACUGUUGUUGUCUGCGACAAGGACCACAGGCAUCCUCACAGGGAAUGGACCGCAACUAGCGGGUACGCCUUCGUCCGCUUUUCCUCCUCCGCUGAAGCUGCUGCAGCUGUGGCCGCAGCAGCUGUCGGCAGCAUUCGCAUGCGGGGAAGCAGAAUCAGGGCCACAUGGGCGAAGAAGGACUCGCUGGCGAAGCAUUCACAGGCCACCGAUUCGUCUUGUGUUAGCUGCAGUGGCAGUAUGGGCACAGAGUACUUCGGAAAUGGAGGACCAUGGCAGCCAGGGACCCCUUUUGCCCCCCUACCGACUCAUCAGACAUUGCCGCCACCACCAGAAGAGCCUCACCGCCUCAGUGGUGUGUCGCCCGCUGCCCCACUUCGUCAAUCUCCAGGAGCGGGGAAUUUGGAACACUGCAAAGUCCCGGUGGCAGCAUGCCUCACCCCGCAAUCGGCUCAGGAUUUCGCGUGUCGACUCUGCCGCAUAUUCAUUGCCUUCGACCCCGUCCUGCUACCAUGCUGGCAUAUGUGUUGCAGCGACUGCGUACAGCAGUGCUUCCGCUGGCAGCCAAAUCACCCCACAGAACCCGUUGUAGUCGAUUGCCCCGAAUGCGGCACUGUUUCGCCAGCUUCUGCGAUCAAGAAAAUCGAUGAAGCGGACUCGGGGCUUCUUUUGAGGCUGCGCCAGCUGAAAGACUCCGAGAGGGUAUGUUGCCCGUUCGUCCCCUUAUGCUGUUGGACUGGUAGAGCUACCAGUUUUGUCAGUCACACGUAUUCUCACAUGAUGGCUGACGGCGGCUUGUUCGAUGGCGAUGGAUAUGGCAACUGCGGACCGGCUGCUUUCUCAUCAUCCCUGACGAACAGCGGGUCGAACCAUCGGGACCAGACCCAGCUGUGA
Molecule: messenger RNA, 2574 nt
Organism: Neospora caninum
Lineage: Eukaryota; Apicomplexa; Conoidasida; Eucoccidiorida; Sarcocystidae
Product: putative RNA recognition motif-containing protein
Exons: 4
Coding region: 1-2574 (857 amino acids)
Molecular function (GO): RNA binding
Source: RefSeq, a predicted model, not a curated record